Molecule: messenger RNA, 1270 nt
Organism: Rubroshorea leprosula
Lineage: Eukaryota; Viridiplantae; Streptophyta; Magnoliopsida; Malvales; Dipterocarpaceae
Source: the annotation of a GenBank genome assembly
UUUUUAAAUGUGACCGAUUCCCAUUUCCCACUCUCUCCUCAUUGAGCUAUCCAAGCAAAGGAAAGGAGGCUUCUCUUUCUCUCUUUUGUAUCUGUCAUUUCAUAUAUUUCUCCCUUUCUACUUCUCCCCUUUCCUAAUUCCUCCUCCUCUUCUUCUCCUUUAUCUCUGUUUUUCUCUAUGAGAGACCUAAACAGAGGGAAAACAGGGGAGCCAUGAAGAACACCAUCCGCUGUUGCAUCGCUUGCAUUCUUCCUUGUGGAGUUCUUGACGUGAUUCGGAUAGUUCAUUCCAAUGGCUAUGUGGAAGAAAUUAGCGGCACCAUCAGAGCCAGCGACAUCAUGAAGGCCCAUCCCAAGCAUGUCCUCAAGAAACCCUCACCGCCUUCCGAUGACAAGAUGGUUCCGAAGAUCGUCAUAGUCCCACCGGAUGCAGAGCUCCAACGUGGGAAGAUUUACUUCCUCAUGCCGGUCCCUCCAACCCCUCCAGAAAAGAAAGCAUCCUCAACAACCAAGAAGAAGAAAAGAGAGAGUGAUGUCAAAGACACCAGCAGCGGCGGGACUGGAACCAACAGCCACCACCACCGAAGAGCAAGCAGCACGAAUAAGAACAAUUCCAUUUCCAUGACGAAUCUUCUAGUUUCCGAUCAGUACUUGAGCGAGAUACUGUCGGAGAAGAUUUCAACUCAAAGGGAUCGCCGGAGAGGCAGAGUUGCUGUGUGGAGACCUCACUUAGAGAGCAUAUUGGAGUCUCCAAACGAUGCAUAAAACCAGAAUCCUGUUAAGAAUUGUAAUGAAUUUCAUUACAGUUCUUGUUUAUUUAAUUCAUUCUUAGAGAAUUCAUCCAUUAGGGUACCUGAGACAGAGUCCCCUGGUUUUAAUCUUGUCUCCGCUUUUAAUUUUCCUUUCAUCUCUCUUUUUUGUUGUUGUUGUUGUUGUUGUUAUUGUAUAUAGAGGCAUCGGAGAAAAAAAAUAACAAUGCAAAAAGAGAGAUGGGAUCUUGAGCUUCUUGUGAUUGGAAAUUUCAGUCCCGACCUCCUGGGGCCAACAAAAAGGGGGAUAUCAUAGGCAUGUGCCUGAAAAUUUGCUGUACCAUUUGGUUCAGUUCCUAUGUACCAUGGCAUGUGCCAGAAAAUUUGCAGACACUGAGACUCAGUUUGAUCCACUGAACCCAAUUUUGUUUUCUCUUCUCCUUUUCUUUUGCACCAUGUUCUGUUUCUUUCCCUUUUCUUGGAAACUAUAUUUCAUUACACAUAUAAAAGCUUCUAAUGCAU